This is a messenger RNA of Episyrphus balteatus (marmalade hoverfly), 933 nucleotides long. Its product is annotated as pickpocket protein 28-like. NCBI's taxonomy places the organism in Eukaryota, Metazoa, Arthropoda, Insecta, Diptera, Syrphidae. Gene Ontology annotation, cellular component: membrane. The coding region runs from base 1 to 933 and encodes 310 amino acids. The record is from RefSeq and is a predicted model, not a curated record. The transcript is spliced from 4 exons. Gene Ontology annotation, biological process: sodium ion transmembrane transport. Gene Ontology annotation, molecular function: ligand-gated sodium channel activity.
AUGAAAACAUUAAAAGAUGCUGAUUCAGCAUCAGAUUGUGAUUCUGUUAGAAAUACCAUUAAAUAUGGGACAAAAUUUCAAGCUCUUAAAGGAAUAUUCAUCGAAUAUUUUGAAGAAAGUUCAAUUCAUGGAUUUCGAUAUAUUGGAGAACAAAAGAGACCAGCUUUGGAUAGAAUUUUCUGGUUGCUUGCUGUGAUUUUAUCAAUUUCAACAUGUUGCUAUUUAUUAUGCAAUAUUUGGGAAAAACACACCAAUAAAUCUUUCAUUUUGACUUUCGAUGAAAACUUGACAAACGUUUGGGAAAUACCAUUUCCUUUGAUAACAAUUUGUCCUGCAACUAAAACCCACACAAACAUCUUCAAUUAUACAAAAAUAUUAAAUAAACUUUCCAAUGGAGAAAAUAUAACAAAAGAAGAGGAUUACUACUUUGAGGCAAUAUCACAAACUUGUGCACCAAGUAACGUUCCACUUAAUUAUGGAAAAGAUUUAACCAAUGCAUCAGAUCUAAUUCAAGCUCUAUUAAAGACAGCUCCAACAUUAAAAGAAGCUAUUACCUUGUGCCGUUGGAGAGACUCUGAAAUACGUUGUGAAAAAAUCUUUGAUACUAUUUUGACUGAAGAAGGAAUUUAUGAACUUGAAUGGGAUUUAGAAAAUGGUUAUUACAAGUAUUUAGUUAAAUUUCCAUAUCGUGUUGUAUCAGCUGGAAAUGAAGAAAGUCUAAGCAUAAUUCUGGAAGAUAAAAUCGACGAUGAAGAUAAAAAAUGUAGGCAUUCGCCAUAUCAAGGUUUCAAAUUAAUACUUCAAACACCGGGAGAAGAAUCACAAGUAGCGAAUAAGUUUAUCAAUAUUCCAUUGGAUAAAGAAAUGUCUUUUAUAAUUAAACCUAAAAUUAUGACCACUUCGGAGGAAUUGAGGAAUUAUUCACCAGAAUAG